Molecule: messenger RNA, 415 nt
Organism: Schistocerca cancellata (South American locust)
Lineage: Eukaryota; Metazoa; Arthropoda; Insecta; Orthoptera; Acrididae
Exons: 2
Coding region: 46-366 (106 amino acids)
Source: RefSeq, a predicted model, not a curated record
AGUGAUUUGGUACAACUGAUUUCUCCCGUCAUAACACAGCGAAAUAUGCAAAUGAGGGAACGUAUCAGUGCGGAAGAACGGAUAUUAACCACUUUGAGGUAUGAGAAUGAUAACCCAUUUCCCCAUUAUUUUAUAGCAGAUGAUGUGUUCCGCUUAUCACGCUACUUAAUGAGAUCAUUCUCUAAAAAGUGUCUCGAUAAUGUGAAAAGAAUUUCCAACUACCACUUAAGCAGAGGAAGGAAAACGAUUGAAUGUGCAUCUGGAAUGGCUUCAGAAAAUUUUCACUUUUUAAAUAGCCCAAUACGUUGCAAGAAUCCUGUCAGAGUGAAUGAUGUUAUCAAAGCUGUUUGCAUUCUCCACAAUUAAAUACGAAAAUGUGAAAGUGUAGAAUAUGCAUCUACACAUUUGCAAGAAA